This is a messenger RNA of Uncinocarpus reesii 1704, 1620 nucleotides long. RefSeq lists its product as uncharacterized. The record is from RefSeq and is a predicted model, not a curated record. Lineage: Eukaryota; Fungi; Ascomycota; Eurotiomycetes; Onygenales; Onygenaceae. Bases 1 to 1620 code for a protein of 539 amino acids. The transcript has a single exon.
AUGGGUUUCCGCAUUAUUGAAACCGUCAGAGGCAACUGGGACAUGUUCAGUCCCAUCGAACGUCGCAAUGUCGCCAUCUAUAUCCUCGGCAUCAUGUUAUAUAAAUUUGGCCUGGAGGCUUUCAAUGGAUCAAUCGUUGCGCUAGCCACGAAUCGCUAUGACUACGACGCUGCGAGAACCCACACCCAACCUAGGACUUUUGAGAAAGUUGGCCUUCUUACCGGUCUCAACCAGGCGUUUCAAUGUGUCGGCUCCAUUCUCAUUGCGCCGCUUGUCAGGAAAGCAUCGACACGGGUGGUUUUGGCGAUAGCAAUAUCCGUUUUUGGCCUCUUCACUGCCCUUCUCUUGAUCCUGGAUGCCAGUACGGGCGGUACCUUCGUUCCAGCCGAGUUUCGAGAGAAACACCCUCGCAUGGACUUCCACUACUACGGCAAAUAUAACACCGAUGGGAUGAUCCCGAUUUACUGCGUCACGGGCGUGGUGUAUGGCAUGGUCGAGCUUAUUCGACGAGUUAUCCCCAGAGAUAUUGUGGGCGGAAACGUGCAGAAGCUUCGACGGAUGGACGCCCUUGUCCACGUUUUCUAUGAAAUAUCUGGCACUGCCGGAGCGUUCUGUACGGCCCUCGCCUUGAUACCGCAACUCGGGAACAACUACUCUUUCAUUAUUACUCCAGUGUGUUUUAUCAUCGCCGGUUGCGUGUGGAUAUGUAUCACAGAUACUGCAGUUCAACAACCAGCAAGGGAGAAGUUGCUUUCAGAUCAACCCACCUACAUCAAGGCAGUGUUCGGCUCGUUCUAUCUAUUCGGAGAAUCCCUCUGGACUGGUGCGAGACUCAUCCUCACGAACCGAAGGUUCAUCUGGCUCGUACCAGGUUAUGCUAUUGCCUUUUAUGGACAUCGAUACCUCGAAAACGGCCUCGCGCCCGCCAUCGCUCGAAGAUACCUUGGCCAUUCCGCAUGGUCGCAGGUCAUCGUCGGUGGAUCCAAUCUAGGCGAAUUGCUCGGUGCCGCAUUCGUCUUUCUAUUUACAAAUUUCAUCACCACUCCAAUCCCCUGGAUCCGCAUAGACGCUAUCAUGUUGCUAGCAGUCUGGUACCUACCGUUCUGGUACCCGCCCGUUGGCGAUGUUCGGUAUGCAUGGAUCAUCGCCGCCACAUUCCUCCCGAUAUCCUUUGGCUGGGCCGCCGGUGAUGUCUCCCUUGCAGCCUACAUUCAAGCCACCCUCGCCCGCGUCGAAUCUAAAACGAAAAACGUGUCCGCCCUCGGCGCCGUCAUGGCAUGUCUUUACACAACCUAUAUCGUCAUCUAUGCGAUUACUUCCCCGAUACUUGGACAAUACAUCGACAAAGUCUACACUGACACCGGUGGAAGCAAAGGAGGCGGAAAUAUUCACGGUGCAAUUCUCAACGUUGCCGGGAUACAAUAUUCGGUCAUGGCGUUUGUCAUAUUCGCGUCGACAUUCGUUCCCCAGGGCUCAUUCGCACUGAACCCCAAGCUUCUCUUUAACCAGAAUCUCGAUGCGGACGUGGAUGUCUCCGAGAUUGCUUCGAUCGAGAUGAAGAAGAGCAUGGAUCGACGAGACACUUUUGGCGACCACGGCAGCGAGAGGGAGUCGUGGUAA